Messenger RNA from Candidula unifasciata, 375 nucleotides. The record is from the annotation of a GenBank genome assembly. NCBI's taxonomy places the organism in Eukaryota, Metazoa, Mollusca, Gastropoda, Stylommatophora, Geomitridae.
AUGUCUGCAGUAAUGUCUGCGGUAAUGUAUGCAGUAAUGUCUGUGGUAAUGUAUGCAGUAAUGUCUGUGGUAAUGUAUGCAGUAAUGUCUGCAGUAAUGUAUGCAGUAAUGUCUGCAGUAAUGUCUGUGGUAAUGUAUGCAGUAAUGUAUGCAGUAAUGUCUGUGGUAAUGUAUGCAGUAAUGUCUGCAGUAAUGUAUGCAGUAAUGUCUGCAGUAAUGUAUGCAGUAAUGUCUGUGGUAAUGUAUGCAGUAAUGUCUGCGGUAAUGUAUGCAGUAAUGUCUGCAGUAAUGUAUGCAGUAAUGUCUACGGUAAUGUAUGCAGUAAUGUCUGCGGUUAUGUAUGCAGUAAUGUCUGCAGUAAUGUAUGCAGCUUAA